AUGCCGCUUCCCAAGCGGAACGACAAGGUGCUUCGCUCUCUGGCGAGGAGCGUGGGGAGGCUGAGCCAGUUCUUCGAUGACAAUCAGGUGUGGAAGAGUCUGCUCUCCAACGUGUAUCGCUAUGAAAAUGAAAGGUGCUCCAAGUACAACGAGUUUUUAAAAGCAUUUUUAAAUAACAGCGUGCAUUACUGCCCGACCAAAUCUAGUAAGAAGAAGUUGAGGGGUGAACUCAUUAAAUAUUUGAGAGAAAAUUUGAAGAGUGGAGGGAAGGAGUCCACGGAGGAUGUGUUCCUCGUUGGGUUUACUGCCAUUCGACACCUUGGGAGAGUUAAAAAUUCGUUGCUGUUGGCGCUGUCGUCUACGGGGAAUCUGCCUGCAACGCAGAGGUACAACAGCAGGGUGGGUGUGCCGAACAGGAAGAGCAUAUGGCACUGUGAUGAGGAAAGGGACUUGUUUAAGAGGAACUUUCGCGUGGUGAAUUUUGGCGCGGCGGAGCAGGGGGACUUGCCUGGGGAGGGGCCCGGCGGCAAGGGGAAGCGGCGCGCGGGGGGAGGCGCCAUUGGCCAGGUUACAGAAGUGAGCGGGGUUUGCGGCGUUGGAGAGGUCAGCGGGGUCAGCCAUGUUAGCGACGCUUGCGAGGCGGAACGGGCGGGCGUGCCCGCGAAGAGAACCAAGGGAAGCAUCGUCUUGAAGAAGCCCAACCACAAGCAGGAGAUAAAGAAGGGGAUGAUCCUCGUGGCCCACCCCCUGACGUCCAGCACCCUGUGGAACCGAUCCAUCAUUCUAAUCACGCACAGGGACAAGAGCAACCUGGUGUGCGGCAUCAUUUUGAACAAGCACCCCUUAUACAGCAGCUACAUGGGAAUGGCCAACGACAGGGAUGUCGUAAACAUAUUAAAUAGGCUCUACUUGAAGAGGCGAAAGUUUCUGAGUGAGUUCGCCGAGGGGGUUAAGCCGGGGGGUGCGGCACGCGGUGGUGGCGGCGUUGACGGUGGUGUUAGUAGCAGCGUUGACGGUGGUGGCGGCGUUGGCGGUAGUAGCAGCGGUGGUGUUAGUAGCAGCGUUGCCGAGGUGGCCAAGGCGACGGGAGAGACUCUACCGGUGGAAGGAACGCCGCAAGGUGGCAGCCCCCCAAGCGAUGCAAACCUCGUGCAAACGGAAAAGGAGAAGCAGCCACGAAAGGAAGGCGAAGAAGAAGGCCUCGUCCUGCUGCAGAAUGAGUGCAUCUCAAAGGAAGAAGAGAAGAAUGCCAUCGAAAAAAAAUACCAAGUGGAAACGAGGAGGGAGUCUCAAUGCGAACACCAAAGCAGUGGUGAUGAGUUCCCAACACUAAAGGAUCUACAGGAAAUGUUUUUGAGGAUUCAGUUUAGGAGCUCUUCCAAGCAUUAUGCCAGCAGGCAGAGGAGGCAGAGGAGCGUCCCCGCUGGAGAGGCAAGUGCUUUAGGCACCCAUGGCAGUAGGAAGAACAGUCUCUUCGUUAUGAUGGACGAGCACCUGCUUGACAUUAUCACCCACUAUAUUAUUAAACUGAACAAGGUCCCCAUCUACCUCAGGUUCCUCCCCUCCUACAACAUAGGGUCCCUCAUCGAUAUAAAGAAGGAGAUAAAGAAGUUGCAGUUUCUAAAUGAAUUUUAUAAAAUUUAUUUUGAAAAAUAUAACAAGUGGAAAGUCGUUGUGGUGAAUAAUCGCAUUCAUAUUUUUGACAAAGAGAAAAAAAAAAAAAAAAAAAAAUUCCCCCAGGUGGGUGUGCACGGUAAGCGGGAGGUGGAGGAGGGCGAAGCGGAGGAUGUGGAAGUGCAGGAUGUGGGAGCGGAGGAGGGGCGGGGAGACACGGAAAAGACGAAGCAGACGCGGAAGCUCACCGAGGAGGAGAUACAACAGAUUCACAGGAAAAUUAAGAAAUUCCAGGAGACCAAUCAGUUGGGCGAUGAUGAGGAUGAGGGGGACGAGAGGCGUUGUGAUGGAGGUGCUGACGGGGGUGGGGGAGGCACUGGCCGUGGCAAGCGCAAGGAGAGGCAGAAAGGACAGAGGAAGAAGGGCGACGGGAGGAAAUCGAUGGGCAGGUCCGGCGCUGUGCAGCAACUGGAGGGCGCAGAUGUGGAAGCGGGGGAUGAGCAGGCUGUAAGUGACUAUGAAGAGGAGGAAGAGGAGGCAGAAGAGGAGGAGGAAGAAGAAGACGAUGAUGAAGAAGACGACGAUGAUGAGGAAGACGACGAUGAUGAGGAAGACGACGACGAUCAGGAAGAUGCCGAUGAGGAAGAUGCCGAUGACAGUGGCCAGGAGGACGAAGUGGAAGAGGAAGCCCACCAAAGUGGAGGGAGCGGCGCGCGAGGCGGACUCACCCCAGUGAGCAAAGCCAAAGUGGAAGCAACCGUCAAUGGGGGCGAUGCGGGCAAAAAGAACCACCAGGAGGGGACCCCCCUGGAGAGGAACCCCCUGGCGAGGAACCCCUUGAGCUUCUUCUGGCUGGGAGGACCCCUGCCCGGGCUGACCAUCCUCCACAACAUAAAGAAAUUUUCCAAAAAUACAGUGGUGAAUGAUUUUAUCUACGAGGGGUACAACGAGAGCGUCAACCUGGUGAGCGAAGCGGGAGCGGCAAAUGAAGUGGAUGCCGCUAACGAAGUGGGUGCCGCUAACGAAGUGGGUGCCGCUAACGAAGUGGGUGCCGCUAACGAAGUGGGAAUCGCUAAUCAAGUGGGUGCCGCUAACGAAGCGGAAAACAAACUCGUUAAGCGAUUCAUCGGGAAAGCCACCUGGGAUGUGAAUCAGCUGAUGGACGAGCUGAAGAAUGACUACUGGAUUGCCCUCAACUGCGACAGCAAGGAGUUGCUCUCCCGCAUUAUCUUUAACACCGCAACGAGUGGAAGCGGCGCUGCUGGUAGCGUGUACAGGGGGGAGUUCCUGUGGGAGAAAAUCGUGGCGUCCAUAAACAGCGACUACGAGAGCAUUUCGAAGAUCCCCCAGAGCGUCAUAGACAGCGUGCUGCGCGAUUUCAGGGGCGUGGAGAGCGACUAG
This is a messenger RNA of Plasmodium vivax (malaria parasite P. vivax), 3015 nucleotides long. RefSeq lists its product as hypothetical. The record is from RefSeq and is a predicted model, not a curated record. The coding region runs from base 1 to 3015 and encodes 1004 amino acids. The transcript has a single exon. NCBI's taxonomy places the organism in Eukaryota, Apicomplexa, Aconoidasida, Haemosporida, Plasmodiidae.